Messenger RNA from Parastagonospora nodorum SN15, 845 nucleotides. RefSeq lists its product as hypothetical. NCBI's taxonomy places the organism in Eukaryota, Fungi, Ascomycota, Dothideomycetes, Pleosporales, Phaeosphaeriaceae. Bases 1 to 480 code for a protein of 159 amino acids. Gene Ontology annotation, cellular component: cytoplasm. The record is from RefSeq and is a predicted model, not a curated record. Gene Ontology annotation, biological process: cellular response to oxidative stress; cell redox homeostasis. Gene Ontology annotation, molecular function: thioredoxin peroxidase activity. The transcript has a single exon.
AUGCCCUCGGUCACACUGCCUGACACCUCGGGCAAUACGGUAGAUGUUUCAUCGCUCUCAGGAUUGACCAUCCUAUUUUGCUAUCCACGCACUGGCGCGCCCGGAGAGACCAUCACAGACGACUGGAAUGCUAUUCCGGGAGCGAGAGGAUGCACUCCACAAGCAUGCAGCUUCAAAGAUGAGCUUGCCGAGCUGGCGAAGCUCGGCGUGAAGAACGUAUUCGGCUUGUCGACUCAAGACACCCCAUAUCAGACAGAGGCUAAAGAGCGGCUGCACUUACCCUACGACCUCCUUUCGGACAAAGAAUUGGCCUUCGCGGAAGCUCUCAAGUUGCCAACGUUUGAGUGGCAAGGAAAGCAACUGAUCAAGAGACUUGCGCUUGCAGUUGAGGAUGCAAAGAUCAUCCAUGUAUGGUAUCCCGUCUUCCCUCCCGAUUCGAACGCGAAGGAGGUGCUCAAUUGGCUGGCGCUCAGGAAAUAGUACAUGCAAGGUACCAAUUCGCUCAUUUGAAACAAUUGGAUCUCGUCAGGGACGGAUUUGGUUCAGCAUGACUCGGCAUCGCUGCAGCAAUCACAACUUCUCACAAACUUGACUGCAAAGCCGGCCGAGGCUGACAUCCACAAUGAUAGCGAAAUCACUGUUGUACCAGACUGUUGUUGCGCAACGCCGACAACGUGCUCACAUCGCCUUCAACGGCUUCUCCUUUCUUUUUCCGUGCAACGUCCUCCUGUCAAGGUUCUAGCGCGAUAGCUUCUUCCGCGAAGGUUUGCUGGUGCAACGCUAGGUAACACGCUAUCCUGGUCAAACAAGCUUAACCCCAAAAUUGACAAACUCGAGAUCGUGAA